Messenger RNA from Oppiella nova, 426 nucleotides. NCBI's taxonomy places the organism in Eukaryota, Metazoa, Arthropoda, Arachnida, Sarcoptiformes, Oppiidae. The record is from the annotation of a GenBank genome assembly.
UAUGGGAUCUGUUUGACCAUUACUUUAGUUCUAACUCAGAGUGUGGUUGAGUCAGCCUUUUAUGGAGAUCUGCCAGACGUGUCAGAUGUGGAUCAGACUCUCCGGUUGGAACGGAUGAACGAAUGGCCGCAAAAGAAAUCAGCCAAAGAAGUGGAGAAUUGGCCGACGGCUGACACUCUGAAACUGAUGGGACAAGUGGCUGGAGUGGCCACGAGUAGGGAUAAUAAUGUUCAUGUGUUUCACAGAGUGGAGAGAAUAUGGGACAGGAACACUUUUGAUAUGAAUAAUGUCUUCAGUGGGAGGAAUGGACCGCCCAUUCAGAACGACACCAUUUUGGUGUUGGAUCCAAACGAUGGCAAAGUGAUAAAGUCAUGGGGAGGCAAAAGAUUUUAUUUACCGCACGGCAUAAGCGUCGACCCCCAGGGG